AUGGCCCCUACAGUCAUGGACUACUUCUACCAUUUCUUAAUCCUGAUCAUAUCUACUCUUCUGCUAAAUUUCUUGGUUAAGUCUUUCAGGAACUUCAAGUCCAAAGCCAAGUAUCCACCCAGCCCUCCAGCUCUACCCAUCAUCGGUCACAUUCAUCUGUUAAAAUCCGGAUUACCUACAUCCUUUGAAGCUCUUGCCAACCGCUAUGGUCCCUUAAUGCAGAUACGCGUUGGAGCUACUAAUUUUGUUGUUGCCUCCGAUGCAAAAUCAGCUCAAGAAAUAUUGCGAACGUUUGACACUGAUUUUGCCUCCAAGUUUGAAUCUGGUCCGACAACUUACCACAUAUAUAAAGACAGUUCAUUUACUAAUGCUCCUUAUGGAGCGUAUUGGAAGUUCGUGAAGAAAUUAUGCAUGACUAAGCUGUUUACAGGUUCACAGCUUGAUCGGUUUAUCCAUAUUCGGGAGCAAGAGACAAGCAAGCUCUUAAAAUCGCUGCUGAAGAGGUCUAAAGAAGGAGAGCCAUGUGACUUGGCUGUAGAGCUAACAGCUUUGACAAAUAACAUGAUUUACAGAAUGGCAAUGGGAAGGAGAUGCUCGAAGAAUCCUAAUCAAGCAGCGGAGAUCAGAAAAUUCAUUACAGAGAGCAUGAAAUAUGCGGCAAAGUUUCAUUUUGGUGAAGUGUUUGGUCCUUUGAAGAAAUUUGACCUCUUUGGAAAUGGGAAGAGGCUGAAAAUGAGUCUAAAGGGAUAUGAUCAGCUGAUGGAGCAGAUUAUGCAGGAUUAUCAUGAUAACGAGUUGAAGAAUUGCGAAAAUGAUCAAGAGAAAGAUGUGAUGGAUAUUUUGUUGGAGACUUACAAAGACACAAGUGCUGAAGUGAAGUUGACUAGGGAUCAGAUCAAGAACUUUUUCCUGGAACUAUUUAUGGCUGGUGUGGAUACAACAGCAGCAGCAAUACGAUGGGCAAUGGCAGAGCUUAUCAAUCAUCCCCACAUAUUCAAAAAGCUUAGAGAGGAGAUUGACUCGGUUGCGGGGAACAAUAGACUAAUCAAAGAAUAUGAUGCCCCAAAACUCCCUUACUUACAAGCUGUAGUCAAGGAAAUCCUAAGGCUACAUCCUCCAGGGCCCUUACUCCGCCGACUUUCCAUCAAAGACAGCAAGAUCGCUGGCUUUGAUCUCCAGGAAGGGACUAGGGUUUUCAUCAACGUCUACAAGAUAAUGAGGGAUCCAAAUGUAUACAAGGAACCGGAAAAAUUCCUGCCUGAGAGGUUCUUAGACAACUCUACUGAAAUCAAGGGUCAGGAUUUUCAUUACCUUCCAUUUGGUAGUGGAAGGAGAACCUGCCCUGGUGCAUCACACGCUAUGUUCGUGAUGCAUGCAACCAUUGGAGCCCUGAUACAAUGCUUUGAUUGGAAAGUCAAGGAUGGGGAGAAAACCGAUGCUGAACGUGGGGCUGGUUAUUCAGGGGCAUUUGCACUCCCCCUUGUGUGCUAUCCCAUUACCCGCUUUGAUCCAUUUGAGGCAUAG
Messenger RNA from Theobroma umbraticum, 1524 nucleotides. RefSeq names its product cytochrome P450, family 712, subfamily A, polypeptide 2 (gene CYP712A2). NCBI's taxonomy places the organism in Eukaryota, Viridiplantae, Streptophyta, Magnoliopsida, Malvales, Malvaceae. The record is from RefSeq and is a predicted model, not a curated record. Gene Ontology annotation, molecular function: iron ion binding; oxidoreductase activity, acting on paired donors, with incorporation or reduction of molecular oxygen; heme binding.